GUCGCUGAAGUCCUUCUUAUCGCGGAGAAAGUGACGCAACGCCACGAUUUUCCGAGCCGACUGUAGACAAGAUUGAAGACAGUUUUCAACUCGCGCUCUCUGCACCAGCCAACAAGCAAUAUCCUAAUUAUAUCCAGCAGUCCUCUGCCCGAUUAAUCACAGCCAUGUCCGCGUAUCUCGCGCGCCCCAAGCGCGCAGGUGAAGACUUCGCCCGCACCCACCAUCACGACGAUGACAACCCCAGCGGACCCUCGUCGCACAAGAAACCCCGUUUUGACCUUCGGAACCCAUCAGCACUUGCCCCUGAUGCUCUAGAAGAAGAUCCGGUCUUGGAUGCUGACGAGAUCGGUCGUCGCGGGCAACAGGUUCGCCGCAAAGCCGUUAACCUAGACGGCUAUGAAUCCGACAGCGACGUUGAAGCGUUCUCCGCGAGAGUUGAGGCUAAAGCGAGGCGGAGCCGGGCCAAACACGAUGCGGAUGAUGAUGACAUGUUUGCAGAGCUACAGGAGGAUUUUGGUGCUGAGGAAAUCGAUGCCGAUGAAGCGCUGCGAAAGAAUAAGAAAACAGUCCGUUUCUUGCGGAAUGAUGAAAUCGAGGGACAAGUAGCUUCUUCAACGAGUGGACGGACACUACGCGCAGAUUUUACGAAGAGCGACGGCCAAGUCAACGUGGAAGAGCCCGAGAGCGACAGUGACGUUGCAGACGAAGAGCGUGCGAGCGUUGGCAUGGGGAUGGAUGCUGAGCUAGGCGCAGGGGGCAAGAAAAAACAUGCACCCUUGCUGGACGCAUUCAACAUGCGCGCAGAACAGGAAGAGGGACAAUUUGAUGACCAGGGAAAUUACAUCCGUAAAGCGGUGGAUCCGGACGCCGUCUACGAUUCAUGGCUGGAAGGAGUCUCGAAGAAGGAUAUCAGACAGGCGAAGGAGGCAGCAGAGAAACGGGAAAGGGAAAGAAAAUUAAAGGAUCGGAUGAAUGACGAUAUCUUGACAGCAGAUCUGCUGAAGACUCUCAUCAUCCGUCUACAACGAGGCGAGACAGCCCUGGAGGCCCUCGCCAGGCUCGGCAAGGGUCUACACAGGAAGCCAAAGUGGCAGACAAAGCAACGGAAUAAGAACCGACCAUCACAGAAGAAUGGGGCCGAAGACGUGGAAAUGGCAGAGGAUGAUCCCAAUGAAAUUGCUAAAAGACAAGCCAUUGAAGCCAUAACUGGCGCAGCAGAUCUUCUCUUGGGCAGAGGAGAGAACGACAUCUACGAUACUGAACGGGAGCUACUCACCAGACAAUACCGUCAUGAAACAGGCGAAGAGUGGGUUGAUCGUCCUUUAGAAUCUUCAGAAAAUUACCCAGGGGCUGGCGAGGAGCCUACAAUGUGGGAGUAUCGUUGGUCAGAUGCUCGAGAUGGUGGGAACGUCCACGGGCCAUAUGACAGCGCGAUGAUGAAGUCGUGGAAUGAUGCUGGAUAUUUUGGACAAGGCGUCGAAUUCAGACGGGUGGGUGACACAGGGGAAUGGAGCAGCAUGGCUAACUUUGCAUAGAGAAAGCCAGUUGGCAGCGUUGUACAAUUUCUACCCCCGAUACGCAAUGGUAUGAAAAGCGAAUACCAAGAUAUAGG
This is a messenger RNA of Monascus purpureus, 1612 nucleotides long. The record is from the annotation of a GenBank genome assembly. NCBI's taxonomy places the organism in Eukaryota, Fungi, Ascomycota, Eurotiomycetes, Eurotiales, Aspergillaceae.